Messenger RNA from Clunio marinus, 5893 nucleotides. Lineage: Eukaryota; Metazoa; Arthropoda; Insecta; Diptera; Chironomidae. The record is from the annotation of a GenBank genome assembly.
AUGAUCGUUUGUGCAAUUACAAUGAUAAAGAAAUUUCAUCCAGCAAUGCUCAUUGAAAAUAGAAUUAUAAAAAUUGAAAGUGGUUUGAUUAUUGGUGAAGAUAAUGAAGGUUUUUAUGCUUAUCGUGGAAUUCCUUACGCUGAAAGUCCAGAAGGAGAUUUGAGGUUUGCAUCUCCAAAAAGAUUUUCACAGACUUGGGAAGGAAUUCGACCUUUCAAGAAUUAUAGUCAAGUCUGUUCUCAGUAUGAUCAUUUCACAUACAGUUAUGUUGGAAUAGAAGAUUGUUUGACACUCAAUGUGUUUGUUCCAAAAUCAGUUGUUCAAUCUUAUAUCAGUCAUUUUCUAAACUUCAAGAAGACAAGAAAUAUGAGAAACAUUUUUGGGUUUAUUGCACUUUUAUCAGUGAUUUACAAUUUGGAAUUUUGCUGUGCACAAGAAAAGGUUGUGAACAUUGAAAAUGGAAAAAUUGUAGGUGAAGAAAAGGAAAAUUAUUAUGCUUUUCUUGGAUUGCCUUAUGCUGAGAGUCCAACCGGUGAAUUAAGAUUUGCACCACCAAAAAGAUUCACUCAAACUUGGGAUGAUGUCAGAGAAUUUAAAAAGUUCGGUUCAAUGUGUGCACAAUAUUCUCAAAUAGGUUACUCUUAUCAUGGAAUAGAAGAUUGUUUGACACUCAAUGUGUUUGUUCCAAAAUCAGUUGUUCAAUCUUAUAGUAAAUUUCCAGUCAUUUUUUUCAUUCAUGGCGGUGCAUUCAUGUAUGGGGGCAGCAAUGUUUAUGGCCCUGAAAACAUCAUGAGGUCACAAAAUAUGAUACUCGUGACUGUAAAUUAUCGAUUAGGAACUCUGGGAUUUAUGACUACUGAAGAUGAAGUAAUUCCUGGUAACUUUGGAAUGAAAGAUCAAGUCGAAGCACUGAAGUGGGUUCAACGAAACAUUGAAGCAUUCAAUGGUGAUCCAACGAAAGUUACAAUUGUCGGAUAUUCAGCUGGUGGUGCGAGUGUUCAUCUUCAUUACAUGUCACCAUUAUCUGAAGGAUUAUUCAACAAUGGAAUCUCACAUUCGGGUUGUGCUCUCAAUCCGUGGGUGAUGAUGGAGAAUGGAAAGGAAAAAGCACAUCAAGUAGCGAAAAUCUUAAAUUGUCCCAUUGAUAAUCAUCAGAAAAUGUUGGAAUGCUUAAGAAAGAAGCCAGCUAAAGAUUUAGUGAUAGUUGCAAAAGAAUUUCAACCAUUCUUGUACAAUCCUUUUUCACCUUUCGCUGUUACCGUUGAGAAACACAGUCCAACAGCUUUCUUAACAGAUCAACCUCUUAAAUUUCUUAUGGAUAAAAAGUUUCUGAAUCUCAGUCAUUUUCUAAACUUCAAGAAGACAAGAAAUAUGAGAAACAUUUUUGGGUUUAUUGCACUUUUAUCAGUGAUUUACAAUUUGGAAUUUUGCUGUGCACAAGAAAAGGUUGUGAACAUUGAAAAUGGAAAAAUUGUAGGUGAAGAAAAGGAAAAUUAUUAUGCUUUUCUUGGAUUGCCUUAUGCUGAGAGUCCAACCGGUGAAUUAAGAUUUGCACCACCAAAAAGAUUCACUCAAACUUGGGAUGAUGUCAGAGAAUUUAAAAAGUUCGGUUCAAUGUGUGCACAAUAUUCUCAAAUAGGUUACUCUUAUCAUGGAGAUGAAGAUUGCUUAUCACUUAAUGUGUUUGUGCCAAAAACGGUUCUAGAUAAAGACGAGAAAGUUCCAGUCAUUUUCUUCGUUCAUGGAGGUGCAUUCAUGUUUGGGGGCAGUGAUGCAUAUGGCCCUGAAAACAUCAUGAGAUCACAAAAUAUGAUACUUGUGACUGUAAAUUAUCGAUUAGGAACUCUGGGAUUUAUGACUACUGAAGAUGAAGUCAUUUCAGGUAACUUUGGAAUGAAAGAUCAAGUCGAAGCACUGAAGUGGGUUCAACGAAACAUUGAAGCAUUCAAUGGUGACCCAGCGAAAAUUACAAUAGUGGGCUUCUCAGCCGGUGGUGCGAGUGUUCAUCUUCAUUACAUGUCACCAUUAUCUGAAGGAUUAUUCAACAAUGGAAUCUCACAUUCGAGUUGUGCUCUCAAUCCGUGGGUGAUGAUGGAAAAUGGAAAGGAAAAAGCACAUCAAGUAGCGAAAAUCUUAAAUUGUCCAUUUGAUAAUCAUCAGAAAAUGUUGGAAUGCUUAAGAAAGAAGCCAGCUAAAGAUUUGGUGAUAGUUGCAAAAGAAUUUCAACCAUUCUUGUACAAUCCUUUUUCACCUUUUGGUGUUACUGUUGAGAAACAAAGCAGAGAAGCUUUUUUAAUUGAACAUCCUGAAACACUUCUGAAGAAAGGAAGUUUCAAGAAAAUUCCUUGGAUAUUAUCUCAAACGCAAGAUGAAGGUUUAUAUCCUGCUGCAGAGUUUUACAACGAUCACUAUUUGAAAGAAAUCAAUGACAAUUGGAAUGAGUUGGCUCCAUUUAUACUUGACUUCAAUGGAACUAUUUGUGAAAAUGACACAAAACUUCAAAUAUCAGAAGAAAUUCGCCAAUUCUAUAUGAAGGAUCAAGUAAUUGAAAAAGACAGUUAUGACAGUCUUCGUGAUAUGAUCACCGACCGACUUUAUCACCAUGGAGCAUUUAAAUCUCUUCAAUAUCAAUCAAAAUAUGCAUCAGUCUUUUUCUAUUACUUUCGUGCUAUAACUAACUCAGGUAUAGCUCCAGAUUUGGUAGCUAUUGGCAGCAAUGAAGUAAAAAUUAACGUACCUUCAGAAUACCUUCUUGGCGUUUCUCAUGGUGAUGAUGUUUUCUUAAUUUAUAAUAACCUUGGCAGUGGAACUACUUUUGCUUCGUACUUUAGAUACUGUAUGAUGACUGAACUCUAUAUGAUGGAACGAUGGGAGCGAAUCUCAAUUCCUAAAACAGAAAAGUUUAAUUUGAGACGAAAAGAGCUGAAAAUGGAUGAGAAAAACUUUUAUUUAUCUCUAUCAGCAAAAAAUUAUCUGAAAUUCGAUCCAGUCAGUCAGAUUACUAAUGUGUUCUUCGAUGAAUCACAGAAACAAAUAUUUUGCGCUAAGCCAGCAAGUAUAUCUGUUAAAUCACUAGUCCAGGAAUCAUUUUCCUUCAUCAUCCAAAGUUCACCUCUAAUAGCUAUAAAGUUCAAUGUUGACAACAGUAUUCUUACAAUCCAACGUACUGAGAAUACAUUAGAACUUUAUGCCUUUAAAGACAAUCAGCUGCUACCGAAUUCUUCAAUAAGUUUUGAAACAAAAAAGACCAUUCUGGGAUUCUUUUGGAUCCGAACUAACGAACUUAUUAUUGUGACGAAAGAAAAUGUGGAAAUUUUCAAUGUCAUAACAUCAAAGAAAACUUUAAAAAGUGGACGUGUAGCAAUUUCGAUAAUUGAUUCAAUAAUCAUUGUACAUCAUCAAACAUCUAAAGUCAGCCUUCUCUUCGAUGUCGCUAUCAAUGGAGAAGAAAAUGUUCAAGAGCGAAGUGUUAUGAAUCACACUCCUCUUGUUCCAGGAAAAUCCAUCGAACCAUUUUCAUUAAAGUUGCCUUCAGUGACACACAAGGAAAACACAAUGAGUGUGGAACUUUAUUCAGCUAAUUGGGUGAUUUUUUCUGACAUUAUAAUUGACGUAAGAAUCGGAUAUUUGUUUAAGUUAGAGUUGGCAAUCAAUAAGAUUCGUAUAGGUGAUAAAUUAAAAUUGUGUAACUUCCUUAUGCAUCGUCAGAAAGAGAAAAGUCUCUUGAUAAAUACACUUUUACAACUUGUGUCUCCAGAACAUGGUGAAUCAGUGCAAUUAGCAAUUCUGGAAGUGAUCUUUGAUAAUUUGAACAAAGUUUAUAAACAAAAACUCGAUCAUGAUCUUGUGAAGAUGCAGUCAUUGCCAUCUCCAUCGACAUUUAAAAUCUCAACACAACAAAUUGUUACUCCACAACUUCCGAAUCAAAUUGUGAUUGAACAGAAUGAUGUUUUAUAUGUUUUAAACACAAUCGUCGAUAAGAAUGUUUUGGAGAAAAUUUCACUUGUUUACUUGUUUUCACUUGUUAAACAUUCAAUUUCUUGUGAAUAUGAUUUGGGUAAAUUGAUCGUUUCUACACUCAUAAACGGACAAAAAAUUGACGAACUUCAACAAAUAUUGAAUUUCAAAGCGAUUCAUGAAUCGAAGCCACUUGCAUGCUUUCUUUUGGCAUCGAGCAAAAAUAACCCAUUAAUAUCACAAAUGGCCUUAGACAUGCUCUACAGACUCAACGCAUUGGAAAUUAUUGUUGAAAUUUUUCUUGAGGAAGGAAUGGCAAUCGAUGCUUUGAGACUUUCAAAACAAUUCACAAAUCCUGAUUUCAUACCAGCGAGGAAAUAUCUUGAAGCUGCAUUGAAAUCUGACAACAAAAUGGUCUUUUAUUCUGUUUACAAGCAUUUUAUAGCAAGAAAUCAACGAUUGCGAGGAAAUAUUGAAUUUCUUAAAAAAAUGGAACAAUCUUUAUUAGAAUUAGAUAACCAUCAGCGAUGUUGUCGUUUUUGUUUGAAAGAGUUUGAUACCGACGACACCCAAAUUAAAAUAACCCCGACAGUGAUGCUAAGAUUUCAGGAAUUAACAGAAAUUUCGCUUAAAACAUCUGACGAAUACUCUAAUGUUAUAUGUGAAUCAUGUAACACCAAACUUAGAAAUUUCAAUGCAUUUCGAAAGGAUUUAAUAUUCAAACAAAAAUGCCUUGAAGGAUUUGUUGAAGGUUUUGUAGAGGAAUCGCUUUGUUUUGAUCGAGACACUCAAUUACCUCAAGAUGUAUCUAUUAAAAGCAUAAAAGACGAAAGCUUGGAAGUAAAAAUUGAACCAAAAAAUGAGGACGAAUAUGCAGAAUAUAUAACAACAGAAUAUCUUGAAAACAUUCAAUAUGAGAAUGAUGCUUAUCAGUUUCAAACGGAAGAAUAUGUCCUGACUGAUGGAAUGGCUGAUGAAAAGCAUGUUAAUAGUAGAGGGAGAAGAAAAACUUCUAAGAUCCAAUACAAAAGAGCACUUUGUGGCAUUUGUUCCAACUAUUACUACAAAGAUCAAUUGCAACGACACAUCGAUAAAGUCCAUUACAAAAUAAAACGAUUCUGGUGUGAUAUUUGUGGCUUUGGAGCUUUUCUCAAAUGUAAUCUCUCAACACACAUGGCAAAACAUAUCGCUAAAGAACAUCGAGAACUCAUAUGCUGUUCACUUUGCCCUUCAACCUUCACACGCAACGAGAGUUUGAAGAAUCACAUGAAAACUGAGCAUGAUGAGAAUCCUGAAAUGUUGAAAUGCUUUUGUGGAAAAGAAUUCAAUUUGAGACAUAAACUUACAACUCAUAUCAAAAGAACGCACAAUAAUGAUCGCAGUCAUGUUUGUGAGUUAUGUCCAAAGAGAUUUUUUGCACCGAAAGAUCUAAAAAGUCACAUACUCAUAGCACAUACGCCAGGAUAUGUCAGAACUGAACACUUCUGUGAGGUGUGUGGAAAGAAAUACGGAAGUGCUAAGAGUUUGAAGACUCACAUGAAGCAUCAUCAAGAACCGGAAUUCAAAUGUCAAUUCGAUGGAUGUCCGAAAGCAUUUAUCAAUAAAUUACUUUUGGCAAAUCAUGAGAAAAUUCAUUUGAAUCAAAGAGACUUCCAGUGUCAUUUCUGUGAGAAAUCGUUCUUCAGUGCAAAUCACUUGCGACGUCAUAUUGUAGUGACACACGAGAAAGUUCGUGUGAAUUGUUUUGUGGAAUCAUGUCGCUUUUCUGUUGGGAGAAAAGAUUACUUGCGCAAUCAUAUUUUAAGUCAUCGAGAGUUGUCUGAGGAAAUGAAGCAUGCUUAUCUCAUACAAAUACGAGAUAUGAAACUAUAGUAGUCUUAUUAAGUAUUUAGAGAAUGAUUAAAUAAAAGUUUUAUUGCUCACUGCAGAAUGUAAA